AAUUAUUUUAAAAUGUUGUGGACUUAAAAAAAACAGAGACGAAUGUUCGAGGCAGUCUGAAGUCUGAACUAGUCUGCCCUCAAUGGCCCUGGAAAAAACUGCCCUCAAUGGCGCUAGUGGGCAAACGUCCGCAAACGUUCGUUCCAAAGUCGGAGUGGCGCAACGGACAACGGACUUCGACUCGGAGACAGCAAUCACGCUGUAAUUUCAAGACGAACUUCUUAAAAUCGAGCAGGAGCAAUCACCGAAUCACGCCCGCUGCCUCAGUCCGACCACUGCCCGUUCCUUGAUUUUGCAAGGUCGACGUGCGCACGAUGGGUCUGGGAUUGGGAGCGCCGUUCUUCCUCCUCGUCCUUCUCUUGCUGGCCGCCGGCUCUGGAGCUAUGCCGCAGGACAAGAGGAUUCACAGGAAUUAUGUUCUUCUCGAUCUCGAUACAAUUGAGAUCCGCCCAAAUGGCAAGGAGGAAAUUAGCUCUAGCAAAAUUCAUGUCUCUGUUGAGAGUGGCAGCACAAUAUGCUCAACUUGCGAGAACUUGACAAAUAAAGCUGUCAGUUAUCUUAGUGAGAAACAAACACAAGAUGAGAUCAUGGAGAUUCUUCAUGGUGCCUGUUCUCAGACAUUCUCCUUAGAACAGAAGUGUCUUGAGAUGGUGGACUCCUAUGCAACUCUGCUCUUUGCCAAGGUAACUGAAAUCAAGCCAGACGAGUUCUGCAAACGGUAUGGCCUCUGCAGGGACGUAUCGUUUCUGUCUGUUGCGAAAAGUGAAAGCACUUGUGCAUUUUGCCACCACCUCGUCGAUGAAGUUCUCUCGAAAAUGAAAGACCCUGACGCGCAGUUUGAGAUACUUCAACUUCUCAUCAAGGAGUGCAACAAGGUUAAAGGUCAUGUGCAGGAGUGCAAGAGAAUGGUUCUGGAAUACGUCCCCCUCAUCCUGGUCAACGGCGAGAAGCUCCUCGAGAAGAAGGAUGUAUGCACUCUUAUGCAAGCCUGCGACGCCAGCAAAACGAGGGCCGGCGGAUCGUUCUUCGAUGGGGAACUGCGGAGCGAUGCUUGAUGACAGAAACACACAUCACUUGUAGGAAUGGUGGAAACAGGGUGAUGAGGUCCUUGUUGUACAUAUAAGUUGGCUCUGUUCUUUGGAACGUCCUUAUACUAGUAUUAGGGAGGGGUACGAAGAGAUUGCGCAACACUCUGUCAAGUUAUUGUGUAUGAGCUCGUGCUACUACUACUAUUUAUAAAAACCAACAAAGGUCAUACCUUUUUUUUUACAAUCAA
This is a messenger RNA of Aegilops tauschii subsp. strangulata, 1276 nucleotides long. RefSeq lists its product as uncharacterized. NCBI's taxonomy places the organism in Eukaryota, Viridiplantae, Streptophyta, Magnoliopsida, Poales, Poaceae. The record is from RefSeq and is a predicted model, not a curated record. Gene Ontology annotation, biological process: lipid metabolic process.